AUGAUGCAAAGGCUCUCGCGUGCGACGUUGGGCGCUGUUGUGGCGGUGUUGGUUGUUGUGGCGAUGGGCAGGGACGCGGCUGGCGACGUCGGUGGCGCCAGCAAGAACAAGGCAAGGAUUGUGACGGACGAGAACGACAACCUGCACAUCCGCAGCCUCAACAACACGUACAUGUGGACGCGCGCAAACACGACUGGCGGCGGCGGUGGCGGCGUGUUUGUGGAUGGCGUCAGCGUGCAUGAUUUGAUCAACGAGGUGAGCACGUUGAAGCGCGAGGCUGCCAACCUGCGCAUGCAGCUGGCCGAGGUCCGUGCUCUCGCAGCGCCAAACACGACAGAGACGGAGUGCCUCAUCAAAGUACCGGGCGAGGUUGACUGCGGCAAUGGGGACAGCGUGCUCUCGGGCGUGUGCGAGGCUUCCGACAUAUCUCGGUGCUGCUGCGACGCUGUACAGGACAUCACCGUGGUGGACGGUACCAUUGACAUCAACCCACUCUCCCCGACAACGGCAGCCACCAUGGCGCGCCUGCUCACAGUUGGCGGCAACUUGAGAGCAACGUCCUUGCACGUGUCGAGCAUCAGCUUCCCCGCUCUCCGGACGGUUGGCGAGGAGGUGUACUUCCGUACAAACAAUGCCUUGACGGCGGUUCACCUCCCUGCGCUCCAAUCCGUCGGACUGGAUCUCAAGAUUGAGUCGAACGACGCUCUUACAGUCAUCGACUUUCCGUCCCUCCAAGUUGUGUCCGGCGCCAUGGAUGUGAAGGGCAACACAGCAAUGUUGCGGUUGCACCUUCCAGCUUUGGUCAGCACCGGCGAUAUCCGCAUUGAGUCCAACGACGUUCUCACUGAUCUGACCAUUGGCGGCCCUGAACGGCCGCUUCGAGUGUUUGGUGUGCUGCAAAUCCAAAGCAACACGGCGCUGAAGUCCCUGACCUUUACAUCGUCCAGUGCGGAGAUUGCAGCCUCGUUCGCCAUUCGCAACAACCCGAAACUCGGCCUGGUUGAGUGCAUCGGCGACUUCAGCAAGGCCCCUUGCGUGAAUUUCUAUGGCAACAGCAACGAUGCCACACUCGGCCCUGGUUGCCCGGCUAUUUGCCAAUUCGUCUAG
Messenger RNA from Salpingoeca rosetta, 1107 nucleotides. RefSeq lists its product as uncharacterized. The coding region runs from base 1 to 1107 and encodes 368 amino acids. Gene Ontology annotation, cellular component: plasma membrane; cell wall. Lineage: Eukaryota; Choanoflagellata; Craspedida; Salpingoecidae. The transcript has a single exon. The record is from RefSeq and is a predicted model, not a curated record.